Molecule: messenger RNA, 2617 nt
Organism: Anolis sagrei ordinatus
Lineage: Eukaryota; Metazoa; Chordata; Lepidosauria; Squamata; Anolidae
Gene: IRF5
Product: interferon regulatory factor 5
Biological process (GO): regulation of transcription by RNA polymerase II; immune system process
Cellular component (GO): nucleus
Molecular function (GO): DNA-binding transcription factor activity, RNA polymerase II-specific; RNA polymerase II cis-regulatory region sequence-specific DNA binding; protein binding
Source: RefSeq, a predicted model, not a curated record
AGGAGGAGGAGGAGGAGGGUGAAGAAAUAGGCAGGUGGCAUUGGAAGCGUUGCCAUGAGCUCCCACCCGCGCCGCAUCCGCCUGAAGCCCUGGCUGGUGGCCCAAGUGGACAGCGGUCAGUUCCCGGGCUUGCACUGGGUGGACACCGAGCGGAAGCGCUUCUGCAUCCCCUGGCGCCACGCCACGCGACACAUCCCCGCCCAGGACGACGAGAACACCAUCUUCAAGGCAUGGGCCAAGGAGACGGGGAAGUUCAACGAAGGGCUGGACGAGCCGGACCCGGCCAAGUGGAAGGCCAACCUGCGCUGCGCCCUGAACAAGAGCCGCGAGUUCGGCCUCAUCUACGACGGCACCAAGGACACCCCCUUGCAGCCCUACAAGAUCUACGAGGUCUGCGAGGCCCCGACCCAGCCGUCCAAUGGAGACUCCUAUAUUGGAGACGACCAAGCCUACUGUGAAGAUGAGGAAGUGCUGCCCAAAAUAAUGCCGAAGCUGAGUAUUGCAGAUCCAUCCCACAGCGUGGAGCCGCUGCCUCCGUAUCCGUGGCUGAAGCAGGAGACCCUCUUCUCCCAGAGCUGCGGAAAUGGGUCCUUCGCCCACCUGCCGCCCCCCGAGGCCCCGGCCGUGGCCCCUCCGCUGCCGGACCCCUUCGCCGUAGCCGAGACCGGCGGGCCCAACUUCACCGAACCCGCCGGAGCCAUGCCGCCACUGCCGCCGCCGGCAAUUCCACCCGGAGCCAUUGAGCCGUUGCCCACGUUGCCCAUGGAGCACCUGCUGAUCAGCCCACAUAUGUUGCCCCUGACAGACCUGGAGAUCCGCUUCCAGUACCGGGGCCGUUCGGUGGGCUCGCUGACCAUCAGCAACCCGCACGGCUGCCGCCUCUUCUACAGCCACCUGGAGCCCACGCAGGAGCAGGUGGAGCUCUUUGGACCGGUCACGCUGGAGCAGGUGCGCCUGCCGAGCGCGGAGGCCGUCCCGCACGAGAAGCAGCGCUUCUACACGCACCAGCUGCUGGACGUGCUGGACCGCGGCCUCAUCCUGGAGCUGCAGGGCCAGGACAUCUACGCCGUGAGGCUCUGCCAGUGCAAGGUCUUCUGGACGGGGCCCUGCGCCGGACCCCUGGACGGGCCCAACCCCAUCGAGAGGGAGAAGAAGGUCAAGCUCUUCAGCCUCGAGAGCUUCCUCAACGGCCUCAUUAUGUUCCAGAAGGGGCAAAGCACCACUCCCCCUCCCUACGAGAUUUUCUUCUGUUUCGGAGAGGAAUGGCCGGACCGGAAGCCCAAAGAGAAGAAGCUCAUCACCGUCCAAGUGGUUCCGGUGGCGGCCCGGCUCUUGCUGGAGAUGUUCUCCGGGGAGCUCUCCUGGUCGGCCGACAGCGUCCGCCUCCAGAUCUCGCACCCGGACCUCAAGGACCGGAUGGUGGAGCAGUUCAAGGAGCUCCACCAGCUCUGGCAGACCCAGCAGAGCCUCCAGGGCCAGGCAUUGCAGCCACAACCACCACCACCACCACCACCAUUGGAGCAGGAGACCUGGCCCAUGCAGCCAUGAAGGCAUCCAACGGGCAACCAAGUGAGGCAUCGUCACCUUUGCCACAGACGUCUUUGCAAUACCCACAAGGAUUUCUGGACCACUUUGGCCUCCUUCCAUCAAUCUGGGAGAUGCUGGGUCCGUCCCAUUGGGGUGGGGUGGGAUAGGGGGGCAAAGCGAUUGAAACCCACUGCCAUAAAGAAGCACAUUAAUGCUGGGAUUUGCACUGCUGGCAAGGCAUAAUGAUAAUGAAUCUGGACAAUUCAGUGGCCCAAUUCAGAUCCUGAUGGAUGCAUUGCUGGUUUCUAAGACCGAAAGAAGUGUUUUGGUGGCGUGAGAUGGAGAGGCCAGUCGUCCAAAUGCCCUGUCGUUGUGCAUCCCAAAGACAACGGCUUGACCCUUUCAGAGGAUAUUGGGACUUGAAGGACUUUGAGGUUCCUUCUUGAUGGAGGAACAGCUGCAAUGAUGUCCGGAAGAGCCAUUACUCAAUGCCGGAGUGGGAAAUAUGAAACCACGCAACACCCCAGUAUGUGUCCUUCUGGAUAGAAUGGGGCUAUGGCUUAGCAAAAGCCAGUGGAAGGGGAUGCUGGGAGUUGUAGUCCAGCAACAUCCGAAGGGCUGUGUAUCAGGGAAGAAGGGACGUUAGUUUAUCUAGAGGUUGGCUUUUACAAAAGGUGAGGCCUACCUGCCAGAAGCAGCAGAAAAGCCACCGAGAGACUCACCGUUGGCUGAGAAAGGCAUCCAUGGAUGAAGAAGACAUGAAGGUUCUGCCCUUUGGUCCAAACCGACUGCUUUGUGUUAGGAAACAUCAUCAGAGCUAUAAAAGGAAACCUUUUUGGAUUUGGAAAGGCUCCGAACGCGGUCCGAAGGAAGUCAUAAAGAUGCCCACCCAGUUCUGGUGCAAUGGACCAUGGCGAUGUUGCGGUUUGUGGGACUUGGCCCACUUCUGCCAUAGGUCAAGUUUUGAAAUAUGUGGCCUUACCUGGGCACGGCAAGGACUAAUGCUUGGCGAGGAGUAUUUGCCCAGAAUGUAUGUGAGCAACCGAACCUAGCAAAGGUGGAACCGUGCUGCAAUAAAUACAUAUUAUUA